AUGGAAAAGUCCAGGUGCGUCAUCUGCGGGUCGACCAGCUUCCGCAUAGAGGAGGCCCAACUCGUCUGCAACGAAUGCAACUACGUGAACGAAAUUCAACAGGAGCAGUUCGAAGACGACUAUGAAGACCGCCAAAUAGAGGAUAAUUUAAAUAAGGAGUACCUUGAGAAGGACUUUUACGAAGUUUUGAAAAAGCUCUACAAAAAUGAUAAGAUAAUUGCUAAAAUUAAAAAUUAUGUUUUCAAAGAUAAUGAUGAAUUUUUUGUAAAGUACCAGAAAUUGUUACUAAACUUUAUGUAUGUCUUUAUUUCGGAACAUCAUUUGCCUCCUCUCCUAUACGAUGAAGUGAAGAAAAUUUGGUUCUACUUACUCAAGGUCAAUAUAAUGAAUGCAAAUGUGUAUGUCCCUAUGGGGGAUGCAAAAGAUUCAGUCAAAUCUGUCUUCGAAGUUAUUCGGGCACAGAAAUUGAAAGAUAUUUCUGCAGACAUUUUAUACAAUGGGAAUAUCAUUAAGGGGAUUAAAAAUGUAAUUAAAAAAAUGGGACUCAGUAAGUCCUCCCACUUUUUCAUCAUACAAAAAAGAAUUAUCAGCGAAACGGGAAAGUCUUUAGAAUUCCUCCCUAAAAAAAGUGAAGUCCUUAAAAGGUCCGAUGUUAAACUGUUAAAUCUGUACAAACAGACUGCCCUCUUAGAUAGCGAAAAAAACAACAAGGAAAAUUUUUUAAAAAUUAACGAAAUAAUUCAUAACAUUAGGAAGUCCAAACGGGCAGACGAGGGGGAAGAAGUGGACCAAGAUGGAGAUCACAAUUUUGCCAUUUCAAAUGUCGGUGCGAAUAGGGAGGCUGCAAAUCCAGGGGGAUAUUCAGUUCAUGCGAAGAGGGAGGAAGAAGACAUCCUUUCUGAUCAGCAACUCAUGGAGGCACAACCCAGGCUAAACAGUUUAGGAGACAAUUACGAAGAUUUUAAUAUGUAUGAGGGGGGUGCUGAUGGGGAUGAAAUGUUCAACCUGGGGGACUUCCCCGAGUUGGACCAAUUUGGACAGUCGGACCGGAUUAAUCAGGAGGAACCUCCAGACAAGGCCGCUAUACCUCACGUUACAGAUGCCCCAAAAGAUGUGGAAAACUUCCCCCAAGACGAAAAUUACGCGCAAGGCGAACGAGUGUACCACUUCUGCUCCUCCUUCAUAAUCAAUCAGUUACUUAAACAUAAAAAAUUGUUGAGACCGGUUGAUCCAAAUAUAUCCACAAAUUAUAUGAACAGAUCCGUUAACUACACCAAUGUUAUCGACUUAUUCUACCAGCAUGAUUUUUUAUAUUAUUUCCACGAGGAAUUGAGGAAAAAAUGCGACAUUGAAUUUUUGUCCUUCUACGAUAUAAUGCAGGUGUUCAAAGGGGAAUACGAUUAUCUGUUGCCCCCCUCUUUGGGCCUCAGCAAAGGUCCGUAUAUCCCCCCCAGUGAGGGCGAAACCACUGACAGUAGUCCCCCCAAAGAGGACAUCCUUCCGGAGGAGGAACACCCCUUCGACGAACUUACCCAAGUGAAGGACGAUCCAGGCGAUAUCUUCGGUUUAGACAUAAACGAGGUUCCCUCUUAUGAGGAGCUAAAAAUGGAACAGUCAUCCAUAGCUGUACCAUUAACAGGUGACCUACUCGAAAAAGCUCCUCUACCGAGUGGCGAUGAACAUUCCUCCAUUGUUGAAUCUUUGAGGGAUAAUUUAAGUGUAGGGGGAGAAUUCUCCGAGUUUUUAGGCCCCAAGGACGCCCAAAGAAGUGGCGACAAGGCAGAAGCAGGUGACCUACUGACGUUGGACCAACUGGAGGGGCUAUAUGAAGACGGGUUCGGGGAGGAUGGCGAACAGAAUGCCCUGGUCGAAAUGCUGAAAAGUGGCCAGCUGGACAGAGAAAUCGCAGCACACAAGAAGCACAAACGUUCCGCUGAGGAGGUAGAAAAAAUUUUGAAAAAUUACCAAAAGUACGUUGAACUGAGGAAAAAGAGCGGAAAGGGUCUCCUGCAGAACGAGCGUGCCGUUAGGAUUGAAACUCUAUCUGAUGAUGAAAGGUUCGAGGGAAAAAAGGGGCACAAAAAGGGGGGUACUCAGGGGGGUAAGGAUCCAGUGAGCAAACCCGAGGAAAGGGGAGAGGACAUCGACCUGCUUGGUCAGCUAUCCCCCCGCAUGAAUCAAAUAAUCGACGCUGUGCCAGAGUAUGACGUAGAAGGUGUUCCUUCCCCGGGUGCAAACAAGGUAAGUUCUCCUCUCCUCCAAGGGGAGGCAACAGUUGGAGUACCACCAAUGGCAGAAGCGGGGGGGAGAGAGAAGCCAAUCAAGAAAAAUAGCAACAAUUUGGGUAGUGGCCCCGGUAAUGCUUCCACCACCACGAGCAUACGCACAGUGUAUAAAAAGCUGGAACACGUGAAUAAGAUCAAACGGGAAAGGAGCAUAACCAUUGAAAAGCACUCCUACGAUAAUGGACUGAAAAAGGCACAGAAAAAUUAUAGCAAAAUUGAGCUAUUUGUCAAGGGGUGCAUAUUAACACAAAUAAAGGAAGAAAAUUUGAAAUUAGAAAAUGAAAAAAUGCUCUACAUUCCCGAUAGGUACCUCAUCGAUUCGUACAUUUUUGAUGGCCUCUACGAAAACUUCCUGUACAUUUCAAACCUAAGUAAAUUCAGAACCAUGACGAUAAAGCAUAUAUAUAACGAAUACGUUAAUUUCUUUCUAAAGGAUUACAGAGAAUAUUUAAUAGACGAUGAGGCAUACAAAUUUUCCUACAACUUUUCCUUCGACUUGCUCUUCUACGUGUUGUACUACUCAAUGAAAAGGUUGCAGAUUCAGUGUCUCCCCCACAACCUUACCAAUUACAUCAAUUUAGACAACUUUAAUCUGUAUAGAAUUUUUAAUAACGUUCCUGAAUUGCUGCAAAAAAUUUACAAAGACGAAUCUUCUCUUAAUACAUUCCCUUUGAAAAACACAAAUUUUUCAGAAAUUAAAAAGUCUUUUUUUAUAAGAAAUUUAAAAACUGGCGUACCUUUUCUCUGCAUGCACAAUUAUGAACACACCAGUAAACAUUUCACACCGGAAGAAGAGAACCAAAUUAAGGCCAACCAAAAAAAAAAAAAAAAAUUACAUCCUCACAAAAUUACCUACUUUAAAGAUUUCAAGCAUUUAAAUAAAAUGAACAAUUUUUUCUCCUACUUUAAUAGAGCAAAAUGGGUAAAAGAAUUACCGCUUUUUAACUCCUCUUUAAUUACAGACUUGUAUAGCCAAAUUAACGACUUGGUCUUUAAAUUUCAGCUGCCCAAUUUCGUGCAAAUCUAUUCCAUGAAGCUCCUUCACAUGACCAUUUUCAAGUACAGGUUUUAUAAGUUCCUCUUUAAUGUGUAUAGCAAUCAAUACGAUGAUAUGCACACAGAAUUAAAUAAUUUUUACUCUUUCAAGCAUAUACUCAAAGAUUUCAAAAUGUUCUAUACGAGGAGAAGCGCGUCUGUCUUUUCGAAAAAAGAAAUUAACAGAUACAUUCUCUACUUAAUGAAGAAGGAGCUUUAUCUUAAAAAAAAAAUUUUACAAAAAAAAAAAAUUUUUCACAAAAACAGUGGACAACUCAAUUAUAAGGUUUACAAUAAAUUGAACUACUUUUAUCGUCAGAAAUUUAUCUGUACCUUUUUUAUCACCUUGAAGUAUACCCUUUCCGUGGAAAAGAAAAGGUUCUAUAGCAUCGCUGCUGCUUGUGUCCUCACUGCCUGCAAGUUCUACUACCCCAUGUUCAACUGCGACUUUUUCAGUUUCCAAAAUAUGUUCAUUCGGGAUAAAUUUGAGAGCUUCCACGAGGCUAACCACUACCACUGUCAUAUGCAGCAGGGGGUGCACCUCUACAAUGGGGGAGGCCUACAAGAAGGCCCUCACCUGAAGGGGAAGCAGAGAACCAAACGGGACGGUCAGGACGCACCUGUAGAAAACCCCCCCAUGGAUAGUUCCCAACACAUCAAAAUAAAAGCGGCACUCAAAAGAGCUAAUCACAAAACGGACAAGUCAAAGGAGGCAACAAGUCCAGAAAGUCAGCCCCAUGGAAGAAAGCGGAAGUUACCCACACCGUCGGGAGAAGUGGAUUCGCCAAAAGGGGGGGCAGAGGCCAAAAGGGCAAAGCGUGUCGAAAGCAACGGGGAGGAAGUUCCCCCGCUUGGCGAUGGAAACUUAAUGGGUGAAUGCUUAAGGAAGGAUCACAGGGGUAAUAACCACACCGAUUAUGCAUAUGACCACUACAGUGAAAUCUUCACCGAUUCAUCCGAAGAGGCUUCCUUCUUUCUCCCCACCGAUGGAGGGGAAAAUAAUCAUGGCAAGAACGAACUGGAACAUUUUUUGGCGCAGGAUUACUCUACAGAUAGUAGUGACUUUUGCUGUGAUGAACGCAUGCGUGGCAAUGCCUAUGGUAAAUUUCAUAGAGAGAUCAUUUUUGAGGAGGCACCCACGGGGAAGAUGCCCUCCCAGAGGGGCAGGAAAACCAAAAUGAAAACAACCCCCCCUAUGCCUAUUCGGAGAAUACACUUUAAGGCAUCCAUCCAGAAAAGCACUUGUUAUUUUGUGCCCAUCCCGAGCAUUAUGAAGUUGUUUUUUAACUACAGACGGUUUGCCUCCCGUGACACCACAUUCGACUCCCUCCUGGACGUCAAUCAUGACGGUGCAUGUAGUUCCCCCGACGAGACGGACGAAGAAGAACAAUACAUUUCUCACGUCGCAUCAGGAGGGAACCCCUCCCCUAACACUACACACAGGGGCAAGAAAGAUAGUGUAAAGAAGACGCUUAUUAAUAAGAAGCCAGAAAAUGUGAAUCGUAAACAAAAAUAUCCGAAUCACAAUAAACACCCCCUGCCACGCAUUUAUGUUAAUACUCAACAAAGCGUUUCAUCUUCAGGUAGGAAUAAAAAUAGACAUGGAGAAAAACCAGUCAUUCAUUCAAAAAAGUUGAGGGUACAUCAGAACCCGUAUUGUUGCAAGGAGUUGUUAGAUGCACCACCUACGGUAUCCCCUCUUGAAAGAAAGGUGGAUCAAUUGAAAGGAAAGCUGUUUCAAUCCCUUUGCUUAAGCAACUGCCCUCAACAUAUAGACCAUUUCAAUUUCGACGUGAAGAAGUUACUUCUAUAUAAUUCGAUGCGUAGCUUCAUGAAAGAGUGUGGACUACCCCCCGGUGAGGGAGAAGCACGCAACUUACUCAGUGAAGAAGCAUCUGAAUGGUUUUUUCUUCUCAAGAUGGUGUCAUCUUGGGGAGAGAAAGGUACAUCUGAAAAUUCGAAUCUGGGGAUCAACCCCUCCGGGAGCUUCAACUCAAAUGUGGAUGGAAACCCCAUAGGGGAAGGUAGCCAUAUCGGUAGGCGCAUCAGUACCGCUGUUCAUAGCCGGCCCGGAGCGAACCACCCUAGGAAGGACAAAGACGAAUUUGUAAACUUCAACGACGAAACGGUGGAACAAUUCAUAAAGGCGAAUAGUCUCACAUGCAGGGAAAAAAAUCUGUACCGCGCACUGAAAAAACAGAGCAACAUUAUCGAUGUAGGUAACGCAAAGGGGAUAACAAACGAUGAAUCACAAAUAAUUAGACAAACACAUUUAAUACAUUCAAAGAGAUACGAAAUUCUUUUCUUCCGAUACGUCAUGUAUGAGUACUACACCAUGUUGCCGCUUUUGCCAGAUUUCCAAUUCAUCGUAGACACGCUAAACGUAUACAUGACUUAUACGUGGAACGUGUAUCACACUCUCUUUUUAUAUUACCAGAUAAAACAUACCAUAGAGGAAUUUUUCAAAUGCUUCACUCAAGUUACAAACAUGCUAGACUAUUUUCUCCUAAUCAUGAAGCGUAAAGAAUACAUAGAUGCAAAACAGUUUAAUUGUUUUUUCAGGAACAAGUACAGAAAAAAAAAAAAAAAAAUUUCUUACAAUUUAAAAAGAUUGUUCUUCGUCCUUGAGCUCUUCAGUGCCCUAUACGGAGUGAAGUCUAAAAUUCCCCAUCAGUCCAAAUUUUCCCCAGGCGAAUUUUUUUAUAACAAUUGUACCCUUAUAUAUCACAGGAAGAAGCAAUACGCAGAAGGGGUCAAUAGAAAAAAAGAAAUCCGUGCUCGUUUAUCUAAGGUGUUUAAAGGGGGUUACUAUGAAUACCUUAACAAUAUGCUCCAGAACGUCUUCAACCUCGACAUGGUUAAAAGGACGGUGAAGAGAAAAAUGAGAAAAGCACGAAAUGCAAUACACGAUAUGAUUAGGAAUACCUACAUGUGUGAUGAUUAUAUUCAUUCGUAUGUUUUCCCUCCUACACGGAAAACCCUAUUCCACAUAACCGUGCGGCAUAUCAAGUUUUUUAGCCUCAACUUUGAGGGAACCCUAAACCUCGUCAGGGGGAAUUAUGCCACUUGUCUGGAUGAAUACUUCGAAGCGAUGGAUAGGUGCGGCUUGUCUAGCUUGGGCGAUGUUGUGACGGUGUUGUCUGUUGGUCCCGCAAAUAAAGGAACCAACCGAGGUGGGAGUUACCCUAUUAUCUGCUCACCCAAACGGCGCAGAAAUGCACAUGGUGCUCUAUCCAAGUACCUAACCCUAACUCUAAACAUGCAGAAGAAAAAAAUGCCAGUACCCUACCUCUUCUGUGACAGCAGCGCUUCAUCCAGCAGGACCAAAGACGGCAUCUACUUUCUCCACCAUGACAAAUCAGACGUGAUAAACGAUUGCAUCAACUUUGUGAUGAGGAAAAAUUACAAGGUUCUAAAUAACAAAGAACUGAGCGACAUUUUAAAGUAUAAAGUGGUGGUGGAUGUGCAAGGGCAGGUGUGCAAACAGUUGGAACAGUACCAGGAUAACGAUGCGGGGCCCCACUUUACUCGAAGCACUUGUUACAACAUAGAACACGACAUAGGAUUCUACCAUAUGGUUAAACAUUUAAAAUAUUUUAAAAAAAUGAGAAGAAUUAUCACACAGCCUGGGGAUAUAUUUCUCCUCUACUACCUAAGUUACUGCACCAACUUGUUCAAAAGGAACCUUUUCUCACGGAGCGAAUUAUGCACCAAUAAUUUUUUAGCAAGACGGAUACUCUAUUCCUUCCUACCUGACAUUUUUAGGUGGAACAAAAAAUCAAAUAAAAAUUCAGCCGUUAUGAAGAAUAAAAUUAUAAAUUAUAUGCAACUGUUCAGGUUUAUCCUUCGUCGAAGGAGGAACACAUUUUUGGGAUCCGAGGGGGGGAUGUUCGUCUCCAUCUGUGACCCCUCUAGUAGGUGCCCCCAUUUUGGCGAAAAAAAAAAACUUUUUAAAAAUUGUCCUUCCACAAGUGCAGCAAAAUCGAAUGGCACCUCCAUCCGGUGUGACGAGCAAUUUCAAUCCACAUUGCCCCUUCGGAGGGACAAAAAAGGGGAACCUUCUAACUGCACGAAAUGGCUUAACUUGGUGGAUGUGUCCAAAAGUUAUGAAAAUUAUACAAAGCGUUUGCGGUACCCCCUUUCGAGUACUAAUGAGCUCCUCUUUAAUAAAAUUAUUUUUUUCAAUCUGGCAAAUGAAACAGUCCUUAGUGACCUAUGGCAGGAGGGCAGGCACCCCCCACGGGGAGGGGAGAUCUACCACCGUAGUGGUGAAGACGCUUCAAAAAGACACAACCGAAAGGGGAAAGGAAAUCAGAUGAAAGAAACUCCCGCAAUAACAACCCCGAUGGAGCGGAUCGCCUACUCCCUCAUUCUGGACAAUUUUAUCAACCACAAUAAGCAGCUCAUUUUGAUCAGAAAUGCGAACCGUUUUUACACCAACUUGGAGGAGAAAAUUGAGAGGAAACUUUACAAAGUCAGAAACGGUAUGAAGACCACCACGAACAGCACUACGAAUGACAGUGGCAGCGUCAGUGUGUGUUCUUCGCUCCCCCUCGCGCUACCACCUGCAGAACAAAACAAAAGAGGGAGGAAAAAAGGAACAAAGAUAACACCCUCCUCUGUAGACACCCCGAAGAUAGUAAAAUACAUCGUACAAACAAGGUACCAGAAAAAGUGCAGCGUCUUAACAUCUAUAUUUCAACAAAUGGAUUCAAGGAUUAACAAUCUGCCCUAUAACAUUCUACCCAAAGAAGACCCAAUCAAAACUGUAGUCACCUUUGAAAAAACAAAUGUGCGUCAGGAACAAAACGUAAUAGAGGCGGUAGACUCCAUCAGCUCGAUUCAUUCUAAAUUGUUCACACAGUUGAAAGGACUCUUUUCUACUGUCCCUUUAGAUGGGUUCCUUAUUAGCCACCUGGAGAAGCGAUUCGCGCAGAUGUUCCCCAGGGAGGACCUAAAAGAGGAGCUUUCCUACUUCGUUCAUGAUAUUUAUGCCAAACUGAAAAUGAGUGCUUCGAAUGGGGUCGACGUCGCAGAGGAGCACCUACAACGGGGUAAAAACCACGCCAUCGAAAGGAACGUUAGCGAAAGAGAUGUCAGCGAAGGAAACCCCCGUGGAAGCGAGCCAAGUGACGCCCCCACAGAGGAAGACGAAUUUCUUUACCUCUCCACAGAUGUAGACUCGUACAAAACAGAUUCCAUGUACCCACUCCAAUUGAAAAAAAAUGAAGCAUAUCGUGAUCUUAGAAAAUAUUUUAAAAAAAAUCAAAAACAACUAAACAUAGCUAUGGGAAAUAAGGAGUCUUGUGAGUUUAACAGAUUCAGGUCCUUUUUCAAAGAAGCGGAACAUAUUCGAACUGAUGACAUAAUCAUACACGAGUGUUACAGAAUAUUUGCCAACGUUUUUAGGAAGAUGAGUAGCUGUUUGAGCCACUUUCACGAUAGGGACGUCUGUGGGGCACCAUUUUACAGGCGCCUAUUCGAGUGGCAUAGCAACCUCAACAUGUACGACCCUUUUUUACUCAUCCAUAAUAGACACCACCAGUAUGAUAAAGCAAUAAGGGGGGAUUCAUCUAGGCCGAUUGUUCCCUCCGAGGAAGGGAGAGAAGCCCAAGGCAAAAUUAAGGGUGACACAAAUGGGCGCUUCUCCACUACAGUGAUGAAAAAAGGGAAGCGAAAAAGGUCCUACAAAUUGGGAGGAAAUUUCCACGCAGAACCGUACAUCUGCAUCUACAACGACAACACCUUCUUCAACACAAACGACGCGUCUCUAACAGCGGAGGUCACCAAAACUGAUAAGUAUGAAGAGUCCCUGCUUAAUUACAGCCUGAACAGAAAUUCGCAUUUUGAGUUUAUGCCCAAUGUAAACAGCUUCACAUUGAGGCUAAAAAACGAUUACAUAAAAAAAAAAAAUAAAACGAUAUAUCAGCAAGUGAAGAAGAAACAAAUACACAAGAUAAGAUACGUGCAGAAUGUUGUUCGGACGGGUAAAUACACGUACUUUUUUUUUUCCUGUCUAGCCUACCCAAUGAGUCACAUUCCCAGAAUCAUGUACCUUUUCUCCAUAAGGUAUUUCCCCUCACUUUUUGUAAAAACAGCGAAUUAUUUCAACUACCUUAAGGUAGACCACCACUUGUGGCAAUUUCUGUCUACCUGCCAUGCCAGCACAGUUGAUGAGAUAUUCAAAAAUGUGAACAACAAGAAAAACUCAGAAAAUAUUUUCCAUUUCUUACGUUUUAGAGGAUUCUACGUAAAUCCAUUUUCCUUGCUAGGCAGUAUAUACUACGCAAAGGACAUUCAACUUUUGUGCUCCAAAUUUAAACUGUCUUUAUGCAACUACUUUAACACGCUUCACACAGUUUUGUCUGUGCAGAAUAUGAAGAGAGAGUCCAGGGGUGUUAUGCAGGAACGGGAUAAGCUUGGGUGGGACGACCGAAGUGAAGCCGGGGGAGAGCAUAUCAUCUGUGACAAAACUCAGAUUGAUCAAAAAUCAUCAGGGAGCGAUCCAGAUAUGUUUGGCCAAAUCCACAGCCUGUUGGACGUCCCCCGGAAGGAGUCAAGCGAAGUGACCCCCCCAGAGGAGCAGGACAGCAAAAGCGAAAUGACAACCUCAAACGGAAAUGCAAGAAGAAAAAAAAAAGCAAAAAAAAAUUACAACGAUUCGCACAAUUACAUGACGGAGAUUCACAUCCCAACGACCAUAAAAUUUUCCGACGACGAGAAGAACAACAUCGAAGAUGGUAAAAUAAAUAAAUUUUUUGAAAAGAUCAACCCUAAAAACAGUAAUACCUUUUCCAAGCGAAGUCGUGAAAUUCGAAACAUCUCCCUCCUGGAGGAUGCAAUACAAAGAGGAGAUGAAAUGAGGGAUGACUUAAAAGACAUGUUUUUUACAAGCGAAAUGAAAGAACUUUUAUCCAGAGAAAACAUCAUGGAGGAUGAUGACGAUAAUGAGAGCGAAACUUUCCUGCAACGUGCUCCAAAUGUUAACACGUCCAUUACGCACAAUGUCCUUGCGCUGCGGCCAGUCGAACGGGGGGCAAAGAAACGAAAACAACGGGAACAACGGCUUUGUACGGAGAGUAAGUUGGAAAGUAGACCACCACAUACAUCUAAACGGUUAGGUAACCUUCCGCUAGAUCGAUCCUACAGCGACCAACUUGUGCACACCGAAAAGGAGGACCAUUCGAAUUUGCACUACUACCUGUUUGGAGAUAACGAAACGAAUCUUCCUUCAGUCAUUGAAAAGGAGAAAAAGGCUUCCCAGCGGAAGGCAUGGUCUGGCCACUCCAAGGCAAACAAUGGAGAAGCGGAAAAAGUGUCUGAAAUUGCCGAAAUGGUGGGAAAAGAAGACGAGACGUUCACACAGAACAUCCCCCCACAGAACGACACAGGUACAAACAACGACUGCGUGAGUGAGAAGCAUUUUGAAAUGUAUGAUCAGUGGGUGGAGCAAGUCGAACGGGACAGCCAAAGUGACCUGCACGGAGGUUCCCACGUGGUGCGUAGUACCACCAGUCACAAUAUCAGCGUCGGUGUGAGUCAUAGUGCAAGUUGGAACGAGAGUCGAAAUGCCAGCUUAUUUAGUACGAGCCGCAACCCGAGCGUGAACUACGUGAACUUGCGUAGUAGCAAUGGGGGACGGAAGAUGCAUAUCCACAAGGUUGGUAAACUUCGAAACAAACGAAGUGGUAGUCACUUCAAACGGGGAAAUCUCUCCAAGAAGAACAUUCCCCCGAAGGGAGUAGAGCGCAUAUAUGAAAAGUGUCUUCGAGAACACCUGGACACGGAAAUGGCCAAGCCUUUCUCCACCCCCUCAGAAACAAUAAACCUGUAUAACGUUAUUUUAAAUUCGCUGCAUAAUGAGAUCCUUCUAAAAAAUGAUUCCAUCACCUAUUGGAAGUACAUAAAGAAGACCCCCUUGGAAUUUAACUACAUCGUAUAUAAGGAAUUUUCCACACACACAAGUUACUACUCAGAGCCCUAUGACAAAAGUGUGCUGAACGAAUUUGUCGACAUUUUUUACACGCACAAGUUUAGGGAUAAUUAUUUGGGAAGUGCACGUGCGAAAACGGCGGGGAGAGGAGUAGGUCUUCUCCUACACGUAGGUGAUACAGAUAGGAUUGACCCCGGUGGAGAUAACCCCAUUCUUGAUGCACACAAGGAGGGCAGUGAAAGCAAAUCGCAGGUGGACGAAUUCUUUUGCCUGAAUGAUGAGCUUUUUGCGGCUGACGGGGGAGAUGUCCUGUUGCCUGCGGAACGGACUGCAAGUGAAAGCGCCGACCAAGGUAAUCUACAAGGUGAUCUACAAAGUGAUCAACAAAGUGAUCUACAAAGUGCCCCCCUAAAUGACCCACAGGAUGAUUUGCAAAGUCCCCCCAGGAAGAAGAUAACAUAA
Molecule: messenger RNA, 11715 nt
Organism: Plasmodium coatneyi
Lineage: Eukaryota; Apicomplexa; Aconoidasida; Haemosporida; Plasmodiidae
Exons: 1
Coding region: 1-11715 (3904 amino acids)
Source: RefSeq, a predicted model, not a curated record